Nilaparvata lugens (brown planthopper) is the source of this 892-nucleotide messenger RNA. Its product is annotated as centrosomal protein of 19 kDa-like. The coding region runs from base 156 to 662 and encodes 168 amino acids. NCBI's taxonomy places the organism in Eukaryota, Metazoa, Arthropoda, Insecta, Hemiptera, Delphacidae. The record is from RefSeq and is a predicted model, not a curated record. Gene Ontology annotation, cellular component: centriole; ciliary basal body; spindle pole. The transcript has 3 exons. Gene Ontology annotation, biological process: trans-Golgi to periciliary membrane compartment transport; microtubule anchoring at centrosome.
UCCACCCCCUCUCCUCUUCCUCCUCUACCACCUCUACCUCCCCUCCUCACACUCAUCCUCCUCCUCCUCCACAGCGUCCCGACGCCCUGUGCGCUGACUCACCCUCUCAGUAGCCAUGACAGACCAGCGCUGGAGCUUUGAUCACAUGGAAUAGAAUGGCGACCUCUAAAGAGCUGUAUGACUCGUCAGUACCGAAAAAGAUUGGACUCAUUUUGGUUCCACCUUCGAUUGUGCUGAUCUACAAAAAUCAAAAGACCAACAAGCUUAGGAAGCGAGUGAUGCCCGUAAGAGGCUUCAAGCAAAAAUCGAAUCUAACUUUCCUGGCUGAGGAUCUUGUGGCACGGCACAGGCCUUUACUGAAUGAGGUUGAUAUUGGAAAAGUGCAAAAAAUGCUCUUUGUCUUACAAAAGCAUAAAACCGGUGUAGACCUUGAUGAAGCAUUGAAAAUGGCAAAAAUGCAAACGUUUCAUGCAGCCGAAAAUGAUCUGUUGAGAUUGGGAUCAGGAGGAAGUAUUGGAGAAAGGAUUGCAGCUGCAAAUUCAGAAGAUGAUAGUGAUGCUGUUGAUGAUCCUUCAGCCGACAUUUAUUUCGAUGACCUUGAAGCACCAAUAGACAAGCUCGGAAUCUAUUCGGAUGAAGAAACAGAUGCCUUCUGGAAGUGAUGAAAGGAGUUGUGACUCAUGGAAAUGUCAGUUUCCAUAGUUGUAAAGAAUUGGAACAAUCUCUGUAACUCAUUCUCAUGUGUUUCAUUAUAUUAACGAACAUUUAAAAAGACUGCCAGAUGCUAUUAGGCAGUUGAAAACAUAAAUAUGGCAUUAAAAUAGUAAUUGAAUUAAUUAAUAUGAUUUAUAUUAAUAAAAUUUUACUUUUGAGACUUAAAACUGAUUUGAGC